ACCAUCUUAAACCGCUACGCGCCGGCGGCGAGCCGAGGCCGGCGGUGCCGCUGCCCGCGGAGAUGGCGGGGACGAGCACGGAAGCUCGGACGUGGCUGCUGAGGCCGCCCACGGCCACGGAGCUGCUGCUGGUGGCUCUGUGCUGGCUCGGCUGCUACUGGCUGCUGCGGCGGUGGCCGCGGGCGCUGUCGGGGCUGCCGCCGGGCCCCGCGCCCUGGCCGCUCGUAGGCAACUUCGCCUUCGCCCUUCUGCCGCCUUCGCUGCUGCGCAGGUGGGCGGUGGAUGUGAAGGGCGACCGGCUCUCCCCCGCCUUCUCGCCCCACGUCUUCCUUACCGGCCUCACCAAGAUGUACGGCAGCAUCUUCCGGCUCUUCGUGGGCAGCCGCCCAUUCAUCAUCCUCAACACUUUCGGGGCGGUGCGGGAGGCGCUGGUGCAGAAGGCGGAGGUGUUCAGCGACCGGCCCUCUGUGCCCAUCGUCCUCAUGAUCACCCACCACAAGGGUGUUAUUUUUGCACCUUAUGGUCCUGUGUGGAAGCAACAGAGGAAAUUCUCUCUAUCAACACUGCGUCAUUUUGGAGUAGGGAGACACAGCUUAGAGCCUAAAAUCAUCGAGGAGCUGAACUUUGUGAAGGAGGAGAUGCUGAAGCACGGCAAGGAUUCCUUUAAUCCCUUCCCGAUCAUUCGCAACGCGGUGUCCAAUGUUAUCUGCUCCAUGGCCUUUGGCAAGCGCUUUAACUACGAGGAUGCUGAGUUCAAGACGAUGCUGAAGAACAUGGCCCGUGCCCUGGAGCUGAGUGUCAACAGCUACAUGAUCCUGGUCAACAUCUGCCCCUGGCUCUACUACCUUCCCUUUGGGCCCUUCCGCGAGCUCCGGCAAACCGAGCUGGACAUCACUGCUUUUCUGAAGAGAAUAAUUGCCCAGCACAGGGACACACUGGAUGCAGCAAAUCCCAGGGACUUCAUUGAUAUGUACUUCAUCCAUGCCGAGGAAGAGAAGAACAACAAGGAGAGCAGUUUUAAUGACGAUUACCUGUUUUUUAUCAUUGGGGAUCUCUUCAUCGCCGGCACUGAUACAACUUCCAACACAUUGCUGUGGUGUCUGCUCUACAUGUCUCUUUACCCUGAAGUACAAGAGAAAGUCCAUGCAGAAAUCGAAGCAGUUCUGGGACGUGACAAAGUUCCCUCUCUUGCUCACAAGGCUCAAAUGCCCUUCACAGAGGCAACCAUUAUGGAAGUGCAGAGGAUGACUGCAGUCGUUCCCCUUUCCAUUCCUCGAAUGGCCUCAGAAACUGCUGUGCUCCAGGGAUAUACUAUUCCUAAGGGUAGUGUGAUUGUGCCCAACCUGUGGUCGGUACACAGAGAUCCAAACAUUUGGGAGAAGCCAGAUGAAUUUCAACCAUCAAGAUUUCUGGAUGAAAAUGGCCAGCUAAUAAAGAAAGAGUCAUUCAUUCCUUUUGGAAUGGGUAAACGUGUGUGCAUGGGAGAGCAGUUGGCAAAAAUGGAGCUGUUCUUGAUUUUUUCAAGUCUUAUGCAAAGUUUUACCUUUAUGUACCCUGAAAAUGCUGCAAAACCAUCUAUGGAGGGAAGGUUUGGUCUAACUUUAGCUCCAUGUCCAUUCAACAUAAUAGCUUUGAAGAAAUGAUGCAGUGUCAAAAAAGAUUAAGCAAAGAAAUACUGCACUUUUAAAAUACAGCUUUUUUUUUUUCUUUUUUUUUCUUUCUUUUUUUUUUUUUAUUAUUAUUAUUAUUUCCAGCUUAUUUUGUUACUUUCUUUCCAGAAAAUAACCCCAACUGCUUAGGCCUUCCUAGUCAGUGAGAAUGAUCCAUUUAGCCUUCUGGAAAGAUUUUUUUUUGUCAGCUGUUGCAUUCCACAAAUGAACUGACAGCAUAGUUUUUAAUUUGAUAUUAAAACUUGGUGGGCUUAACCUCUGCCUAUUAUGGUCAGUUUAUCAAAUGUUGAUUAUGGGAGAAUGGUCCAAAACAUUUGUUACUGUUCUGGCAAAUAGUAAUUGUGAAAAAUUGUGAAAGCCACACAUAAACAUUUCAUUUACCAAAGGAGUGAAGCACAUCAUGUAAUAUUAAAAAUAUUAAUGAAUUGUUAGCAUUUUCUGUGAAAAGAAAGAUUGUAACUGAGCUUAAAUAAUUACUUAUACUUUUUGGAAAUUACAAAAUUACAUUACUUUUAACUUUGGAGGAUUGUUUUUUUCAGCUAACUUAUAGAUGUAGUAGAUUGGAUCCAAAUAUCCUUGAGAUUCAGGGCUCACUAUAAAAAAGCAGCUACCAAGUUGGAAAAGCCAGGAUUUGAGGCCAAAGGAAUCCUUGAAUAUGCCAUAUUCUCAACAUGGAAUGAGUGUGCAGCAUCAGGAUGCAGAUGUUUUCUGUCAGAAUGCAAACAAGAGCGGACUUCUCUAAGAAGAAAGAGCAGAACUCCAUUCUCUCUGGUGCCAAACAUAUUCAAGCCAUCUGUGCUGCCUGUGGCAUUCAUUGUUUACCUCAUGGCAGCACUGGCUGCAAGCUGGAGGGGACCAGCAGCAGCUCACUGGGGAAAGCACUACAGUCUGCAGUGUACUGAAGUCCUGAAGUCAGGGCUGGUGCUCAGGUUGUUCAUCCACAGGCAGCGUGGAUAGUACUUCCCUCUGGCUUUGGGAACUGGAGACUUCAAAUAUGGCAUCACUACAGGUGCUGCUUAUGCAUUUACCAGGAACAGGAGGAUGGGUCUCUCUUUAUUAUCUUCCAUAUAGAGUAAAAGAAUCUGUAGUUCAUGCAGCAUUAGUGUAUCAGUACUUUUUUCACAUGCAGAAUCUUAAUGCUCCUAACCACUGUCAAACCAGCUGCUGAGGAAACCUCAUGUUAAUUGUUUCAGAACAGGACACUCAGUCUUGCCUUGUAUUUCAGACGUGGAAAGUGAUCUUUUGGGGGGCUAUGUAACAACUAACCUUUAAAUAGUUGUUCUUAAUCCUUCUUUAAUUUCUCUACACUCCUUUUGAUCUAUCAGAAUUUCAUAUCACAUUAAUUAAGUUCUUAUGUACUCUUCUAAAGAUUUUUUUCCCAUCACUGGAGAUGUAGAAAAUACUUGGAGUCCUCCUAAUGUCAAGUUUCCAAGACUAGAAUGUGAAUUUGAAUGUAAUUUGGAAUUGGGUAUUCCACAGCAGAAACAAAACUUAAAUUGUAGAAGAGACAACUUUUCAGCUUUAAAUUAAUGUCUGGUUUUGUCACUUUUAACCUUGAAGUUUUAAAAGCCAGGUAGUGCCUAACAAAGACUGUAAGAUAGUUAUUUUGCAUUUAAAUUAAGGUUUUCUGUUACCUGUUUUGAAUAACAGAGUGCCUUAAUUUUUGAAUUAUGUAUUUGGUUGGUGAGGUAUCCCACUGUUUCUGUGAGAACUUUCAAUGCCUUUCAAUUUAAUUAGGUUGACUUUGGACUAUAUAGGCUUGUGGGUUUGGUUUUUUGGUAUGAAGUUUUUGAAAACUUAGUACAAUAAAAAGUUGAUUUUGGUACCAAUGCUAAUGAAUGUACUCUAAAACCUGAGAGUACUUGAGAAUUAAGCACUUUAUUUAAUUUAAUUUUGUAUUUUCCAAUGAAUAAAUAGAUUCUAUAGGGUUGGGAUUUUUGUCUGGAAAUCUUAAAAUUAUGCUUAAUUGAGAAGCUAAAAUUAAGUGCUGAUAAUAUUUAUCUUUCUGUUGAAAUGCCUCUUUAAACAACAUAAUGAUGUUGGUGUGCAACUGAUCACUUUUACAAAAUACCUGUCCUUUUAAUCAAUGAAGACACAUUUGAAAAGCACUUUAGUAUUUUUUUACAGAUUCCAAAGAAGAUGCAAUUCACAUAAUCCCCUGGUAUGUGAAACUGUACAUAUUUGUGCUUGUUUUGCCUGCUGAGUUUAGUUUAAAAUGUCACCUUUGAGAAUUAGCCUUCUACAAAUACUACUUUGAGAAUGUGGGUUUUGGUGGUACCUGUGAUCAAAUGCUGCAAUGUGCCACAUGCUAAAACUGCUGACUGGAAGUUCCAACCACUUCAAAGUGUGCUAGAAUACAGGAUGCUGUUGGAGUAAAAAAAGACAAUAAAUACCUGUCUUUCAUACCUUCCAGGUGCAUUGAAAUUUUCACAGGAUACCGUAACAGUAGCUCAACAAUAGCAUAAAAGCAGCAAAAUCUGUAGUUUUCAAAGUGUGUUGCCAUCUUUGGCCGACUGAAAAGAGUGGUAGCAAAGUUGGUUUGUUUUUGUAAAUGUAUCCUCCCCCUCUCCUUUUUUUAGCAGAGGAAGCAUCUCAAAUGCCUUGUUGAAAAAUGUAUGCCCAGAUAAGUGGGUGACUGUUUCUGAAGGCUGAAAAUAUCUUUAUUUCUAAAAUUUCUUUGCUUCAAUGUAUUUUUAUUUUUAAUAAAGUAAUUCCCAAGUAAGUGUUUCACA
Molecule: messenger RNA, 4402 nt
Organism: Zonotrichia albicollis (white-throated sparrow)
Lineage: Eukaryota; Metazoa; Chordata; Aves; Passeriformes; Passerellidae
Gene: CYP2U1
Product: cytochrome P450 family 2 subfamily U member 1
Biological process (GO): xenobiotic metabolic process
Cellular component (GO): cytoplasm; intracellular membrane-bounded organelle
Molecular function (GO): iron ion binding; steroid hydroxylase activity; oxidoreductase activity, acting on paired donors, with incorporation or reduction of molecular oxygen, reduced flavin or flavoprotein as one donor, and incorporation of one atom of oxygen
Source: RefSeq, a predicted model, not a curated record